Calidris pugnax (ruff) is the source of this 7834-nucleotide messenger RNA. RefSeq names its product adenomatosis polyposis coli 2 (gene APC2). Lineage: Eukaryota; Metazoa; Chordata; Aves; Charadriiformes; Scolopacidae. The record is from RefSeq and is a predicted model, not a curated record. The transcript is spliced from 11 exons. Gene Ontology annotation, molecular function: gamma-catenin binding; microtubule binding; beta-catenin binding. Gene Ontology annotation, cellular component: cytoplasmic microtubule; beta-catenin destruction complex; catenin complex. Gene Ontology annotation, biological process: Wnt signaling pathway; negative regulation of canonical Wnt signaling pathway; regulation of cell differentiation. The coding region runs from base 2 to 6790 and encodes 2262 amino acids.
CAUGCAGAUGGAUCUCAUCCGGCAGCAGCUGGAGUUCGAGGCCCAGCACAUCCGCUCGCUGAUGGAGGAGCGUUUUGGGACGGCUGACGAGAUGGUGCAGCGGGCGCAGAUCCGGGCGUCCCGGCUGGAGCAGAUCGACAAGGAGCUGAUGGAGGCACAGGACAAGGUGCAGCAGCCGGAGCCGCAGCUCUGCGGGAAGGUGCCGGGCAUGGAGGGGGACGGCAGCCUGGACCCCCCGACCCACCCCGAGGAGGGGGGCAACAGCCUGGGCAGCAACAAGGUGGAGGUGGUCUUCUGGCUCCUGUCCAUGCUGGCCACGCGGGACAAGGACGACAUGUCGCGCACGCUGCUGGCCAUGUCCAGCUCGCAGGAGAGCUGCCUGGCCAUGCGCAAGUCGGGCUGCCUGCCCCUGCUCAUCCAGAUCCUCCACGACUCGGACGGGGAGCCGGGCCCCCCCGAGAGCCCCACCGGCGCCAAGGACGCCCGCAUGCGUGCCAACGCCGCCCUCCACAACAUCGUCUUCUCCCAGCCCGACGAGGGCCAGGCCAAGAAGGAGAUGCGGGUGCUGCACGUGCUGGAGCAGAUCCGCUCCUACUCGGAGACCUGCUGGGACUGGCUGCAGAUGCAGAGCAGGGACGGGGGCAGAGGCCCCGAGGGCAGCGCGGCCCCGGUGCCCAUCGAGCCCCAGAUCUGCCAGGCCACCUGCGCCAUCAUGAAGCUCUCCUUCGACGAGGAGUAUCGUCGGGCCAUGAACGAGCUGGGAGGGCUGCAGGCGGUGGCCGAGCUGCUCCAGGUGGACUAUGAGAUGCACAAGAUGACGAACGACCCCCUGAACCUGGCCCUGCGGCGCUACGCGGGGAUGGCCCUCACCAACCUCACCUUCGGCGACGUGGUCAACAAGGCGACGCUGUGCUCCCGCCGGGGCUGCAUGGAGGCCAUGGUGGCUCAGCUGGGCUCCGACAGCGAGGAGCUCCACCAGGUGGUCUCCAGCAUCCUGAGGAACCUCUCCUGGAGGGCUGACAUCAACAGCAAGAAGGUGCUGCGGGAGGUGGGCAGCGUGACGGGGCUGAUGCGGUGCGCGCUGCACGCCGGCAAGGAAUCCACGCUGAAGAGCGUCCUGAGCGCGCUGUGGAACCUGUCGGCGCACAGCACGGAGAACAAAGCGGCCAUCUGCGGGGUGGAGGGAGCCCUGGGCUUCCUGGUGAGCACCCUCACCUACAAGUGCCAGAGCAACUCGCUGGCCAUCAUCGAGAGCGGCGGCGGCAUCCUCAGGAACGUCUCCAGCCUGGUCGCCACGCGGGAGGACUACAGGCAAGUGCUCCGGGACCACAACUGCCUGCAGACGCUGCUGCAGCACCUGCGCUCGCACAGCCUCACCAUCGUCAGCAACGCCUGCGGCACCCUCUGGAACCUCUCCGCCCGCAGCCCCCGCGACCAGGAGCUGCUGUGGGACCUGGGGGCGGUCAGCAUGCUGCGCAACCUCAUCCACUCCAAGCACAAGAUGAUCGCCAUGGGCAGCGCGGCCGCCCUCCGCAACCUCCUCACCAACCGGCCCCCCAAGUACAAGGACACGGCCGUGGUCUCGCCGGGCUCCUGCAUGCCCUCCCUCUACAUGCGCAAGCAGAAGGCGCUGGAGGCCGAGCUGGACGCCAAGCACUUGGCCGAGACCUUCGACACCAUGGAGAAGCAGAGCCUGAAGAGCCAGAGCGCCAAGAAGCCGACGCGGCACAUGGAGAGCCUGGUGAAGGACUACGCCUCCGACUCCGGCUGCUUCGACGAUGACGAGGUGCCCAACAUUUCCACCGGCGUGGAGACGGCCAGCGCCUCCGUCCUCUCCAUGUUCCUCAACUCCUCCUUCCUCCAGGGACAGGCGCUGCCCCGGGCGCUGGCACAGCGGCGAUGCCCGGAGCCGGAGAAGGACGGCAGCGGCAAACCGGCCGAGCCCAAGAAGCCCCCGCUGCCGGAGGAUGACGUCUCACUGGCUGCCGAGAAGUUGGCCAACAAGAUCUCCAGCACGGUGGCCAAGAUCGACAAGCUGGUGGAGGACAUCUCCACCAUGCACACCUCUUCAGAUGACAGCUUCAGCCUCAGCUCGGAGGACCACUGCCUGGACUGGCAGUACGGCCCCGAGGAGGUCCACGAGGCUCGUGCCCAGUCCUGCUCGCCCUGUCGCCUCUCGGAUGCCGGUGGCUUCCCCAAGAGGGAGAGCCUGAGCCGGGCCCACACGCUGCUGAGGCUGAAGACCGCCUACACCAGCCUGUCCAACGACAGCCUCAACAGCGGCAGCACCAGCGACGGCUACUGCACCAAGGAGCACAUGAAGCCCUGCACCAGGGCCACCUUCCUCGACUACCGGGACGAGCUGCAGCGGUACCAGAAGCGGCCGAGCCGGCUCGACCUCAAGAACAUCCUGGGGGUCAAACCAGAGCGGGUCGAGCACCCCCUGCUCAAGGGCAGAGAUCCAGCUGAGCCAGACAAGCCGGAGCAACGAGAUCUGCCCGAACGGGCCAAGAAGACGGUGACUUUCCCCAGCCCCAAGGCGCUGGAGAAGGAGACCGAGUGGAAGAAGGAGACGGGCAGCAAGGUCUCUCCUGACCCCCAGGUCCGCACCAUCAAGCUCUCCCCGUCCUACCAGCAUGUCCCCCUGCUCGAAAGCCUGGCCAAGAGCAGCGCGGCCACCGGCACCGGCCACCACCCCUCGCUUCUGGGCAGAAAACAAGCCUGGCUGCCCCCCACGCUGCUGCAGACAGCUGAGACCCUCAGCAAGAUCCCGGAGAAGUUGCCUGCCCACCCCCCGGCCACGGCCGAGCAGGAGUCGGUGCAGAAGUACUCGGUGGAGGACACCCCCAUCUGCUUCUCCCGGUGCAGCUCCCUCUCCUCCCUCUCCUCCGCCGACAAUGUGCUGGACGGGCAGAGCCACAGCGAGAACGACCUGGACAGUGACUCCUCCCUGGAGAUCCUGGAGAUGGAGGAAGGGGACGGGGAAGGUGAGGAGGGGAGUCAGGAGAAGGAGAAGGCGGCGGAUCCGGGUCUGGCCACCCCGGUGGGGAUCUCCCAGCCCAUCACCAUCCCCUUCCCGAAGCGCGACAAGGUCUUCCUGCGGGAGACAUCACCAUCGCGCCAGGAGGACCUCACGCCCUCGAGCUCCUCGGAGAACUACAUCCAGGAGACGCCCCUGGUGAUGAGCCGCUGCAGCUCCGUCAGCUCCCUGGGCAGCUUCGAGAGCCCCUCCAUCGCCAGCUCCAUCCAGAGCGACCCGUGCAGCGAGAUGAUCAGCGGCACCAUCAGUCCCAGCGAGUUGCCCGACAGCCCCGGGCAGACCAUGCCCCCCAGCCGCAGCAAGACACCCCUCUUCGAGCUGGGCUGCCAACCGGAGAAGGAGACCAGCCAGUUCAACAUCCAGUGGGAGAACAACGUCAAGAAGUUCAUGGAGAUCACCGACUUCAAGGAGCGCUUCCAGCUGCCCCAGGACCUGGACUCCAUGGUCUACUUCACGGUGGAGAAACCCAACGAGAACUUCUCCUGCGCCUCCAGCCUGAGCGCCCUGCCCCUCCACGAGCACUACGUCCAGAAGGACGUGGAGCUCAAGCUGAUGCCCACCUUCCCAGAGAAGAACAGCCUGAACUUCGUGGCUCAUGAGAAGCGGGAGGAGCGGCGGGAGGAGCGGCACCUGGAGGGCCGGCGACGGGCCGAGCGCCCUGAGCCCCCCUCCGACGAUGACAUCGAGAUCCUGAAGGAGUGCAUCAGCUCGGCCAUGCCCUCCCGCUUCCGCAAGGUGAAGACCUCCCUCCUCUCCGGCCAGGUCCUGCACCCCCAGACAAAGAAGCCGGUCCACGUCCCCGUCUACAUGCUGGUGCCAGCCCACGCGCACCCCGGCGUCCCCAAGCACCUGCGUGCCACCACCCGCGACCUCUUCAAGGACGAUGACUCCUUCACCGACUCGGCCGACGGGACCCCCGUCAACUUCUCCAGCGCCGCCUCCCUGAGCGACGAGACCCUGCGCUACCCGGCGGGCGAGGAGGCUGAGCACCCCCGCGGCCCGGGGCGGUCACGGGGGGUCCUGCCUGAUGGCCACCGCGAGGUGGGCAACGCCGGCACCAUCCCGGCCAGGAGAGCCGCCUCCGGCAGCUCGGCGCCCGCCCGGUUGAGCUCAGCCUGCAAAGGGAAACCCGGCUCGAGCCGCGGCCAAGGCGGGGAGGGAAAGAGGGGCCAGAUCCCCCCGAAGAGUGGCCCCAGCCUGGAGCUGGAGGUGGGGAGGAGCAGCGGUCCCCCCGGGAGGAAGGAUGCCCCCCAGGAGGACGGGGUGGCCUUCCAGUCGCUGUGCCACACCACGCCGACCGAGGAAGCCGUUUAUUGCUUCUACGAGCAGGACUCGGAUGAGCUGCCCGAGGCGGGCAGGGGGGUGUCCGGCGGGAGACCCCAACCCGGCCGGGCACCCAGGAGGGAGCGCUGGGGCGGCUCCCUCCCCCGGAGCGAUCCUGAGCCCGGUCCCCGAGCGGCAAAACCACAGAACAACCUCAUCACCGACGAGACGCCGCCGUGUUACUCCCUCAGCUCCUCCAUGAGCUCCCUGAGCGACGCCAACCUCUCCGACGGCGAGGAGCGGGGCCAGCCCUGCGGCAAAGCCCCCCGCCCGCAGUCUGCCACGGCGGCGCUGGGGCAGGCACAGGGGGGCUCCCCCAGCUCCCCCAGCCUCAACUCGGAGGACGACCUGCUGCAGAAGUGCAUCGGCUCGGCCAUGCCCAAGCGCCGGCGGCCCUCGGCUCGCCGGAGGACGGCGGAGCGCAAGCAGAAGCCACCGGCCACCGUGGGGAGGGAGCAGAAGGCGGAGGUGAGACAUCACCCUGCCGAGGACGCCGGCUCCGACCGGGGCUCUGACCUGGACAGCGUGGAGUGGCAAGCCAUCCAGGAGGGUGCCAACUCCAUCGUCACCUGGCUGCACCAGGCGGCCGCCUCCCUCUCCCGGGAGCCUUCCUCCGAGUCCGACUCCAUCCUCUCCUUCGUAUCGGGGCUCUCGGUGGGGUCCACCCUCCAGCUCUCCCUGGGCAGGCAGGAGAAGAAGCAGCGGGCCGGCAGCGUGGCGGGCAGGGAUGCGGCCAGAAGGGAGCACAGCAAGGGACGCCCCGAGAGGAAGGACACCCCGGGUGCCCGUCCCGCCGGCCGCGGAAAUGCCAGGGCGGAGCGGAGCCCGGCGCCCACCAAACCGGUGCCCAACCUGCCCGUGGUCUUCCGCGGCCGGACUGUCAUCUACAUGCCCAGCAUGGCCAAGGAUGCCCCCAGCCCGCGGGCCACCCCCAAGAAGAGCCCGGUGACGAAGCCAGAGGCUCCACCAGCCAAGAACCUCUCCCUCAGCCAGCAGCGCUCGCGGAGCCUCCACCGCUUGGGCAAAGCCCCCGAAACUGGGGACAUGACGCUGCCCAAGAGGAGCACGACGCCGCCCGCCCGCAUCGGCAAGGGACCCCCCUCCUCGGGCUCCUCCCGCACCUCCACCCCCUCCCAGCACGCACCCAAGAAGCUGCUGUCCCCCUCCCAGCUCAACAAGCAGGGUCCCCCGGCCACCGGCAAGGCGGGUGGCUCCCCCUCCCCACCGGGACCCCCAACCAGAGCCCCGGCCCCCAAAUCUCCAGCCCCCAGGCAAUCCAAGACGCAGAAGUCGCCUGUCCGCAUCCCCUUCAUGCAGAAGCCCAGCAGGAAGGUGCUGCCGGGCCGGGGGGCCAUGCCGGUGCUGGAGGAGCAAGUGGAUGGUGUCAAGGCUCGGGGUGGCAGGGUUGGGGGCGCGGGGGGCAGCCGGCUCAACCUGGUGCGGAUGUCCUCCACCCGUUCCAGCGGGAGCGACUCGGAUCGCUCCGGCUUCCUGCGCCAGCUCACCUUCAUCAAGGAAUCCUCCAGCCUGCUGCUGCGGCACCGCGCCGAGCUCUCCCCGGCCCCGCCGCCGGCCGCCUCGCUGCCUCGCCGUGCCUCCCCGCAGCGCAGCCGUGCCACCCUCCCCGCCGUCUUCCUCUGUUCCUCCCGCUGCGACGAGCUCAAGGCGGCCAAGCCGGCCACCCCCAACCCACGGCCCCUCAUCUCCAGGGCCCAGCCCGGUGGCAAAGUCUCCACCGGGGUCAAACCGCCGCGGAGGACCAGCUCGGAGAGUCCAUCCCGGCUGCCGGUGAAGACCAGCAUCCCUGCACCCGAGCCCUUCAAGAGGUACUCGUCCUCCCCCAACAUCAGUGUGGGGAAGAGGACGGGCAGCCCUUCCUCCGUCCUCUCCGCCCGCUCCGAGGCUUCGGCGCGGCGGCGGCAGCAGCAGCAGCAGCAGACGACGGAGACGGCACCCAGCGGGCAGCCGGCGAAGCCUCCGGUGGUGAUGAUGAAGGGCACGUGGCGGAGGAUCCGGGACGAAGACAUCCCCCACAUCCUCAAGAGCACCCUGCCCUCCUCCGCCCUGCCGCUGGCGGGUGACGGCGAGGAGGAGCGCCCCGGCACCCCCGGCCCCAGGAAGACCAGCGACGCCGUGGUGCAGACCGAGGACUUCUCCACCGCCAAGACCAACUCCAGCACCUCCCCCACCCUGGAGACCCGCGAGGGACCCCCUAACGCCCGCGCCGCCUGCGACGGUGAAGCCCCGGCCCCCGCCAAGACCACCCUGCCCAUCUCCUUCGGCCACGAGGCGCCGGCCGGGACCUUCCCCGCCAGCCGUCACGGCUCCCCGAGCAGAGCCGCCCGCGUCACCCCCUUCAACUACGUCCCCAGCCCCAUGGCGGUGACAGCGGUGGCCGACAAGGCGGUGGAGAAAAUCCAGGCUUGAGCAGCUGCCCACCCAUGGAGCCCCAGCCAGGGUCCUGGGACCCCCUCCCCUGCCCCACGGGAGAUGGCCAGGACUGUGCUGGGGGGGACAGUGACAUGGGACAGUGACAUGGGACAGCUGGGGACCAGCGAGUCACCCCAACGCGCUGCCUGCCCCAGCUGGGGUCCUGCUGUACCAGAGCAUCACGGUUCCCAGCGCCAAGGAACAGGCAGAGCCAGGGGGACGCACUGGGGCUGGUGUCCCAACCCAGGGUGAGCCUCGGUGGCCACCUCCUCCCACCGAUGGACAUCCUGGGACAAGCUGGGGGGGAUGCCGUGUCCCCAUGUCCCCCCCAUCCCGCUCACGCGCCCGGGGCAGAGGCUGAUCCAGACGCCGGGUCUCACCGCACACGUCAGCUCAUCUCGGCACCGACACCGGCUCGUUUAUUAACGAGGGGAAGGGAACACACAGCUGGACCAAGGCAGGGAGAGACUUCAUAGGGGGAAACCUCCCCCCCAUUUGUGCUGCUGGAGGCUCCUAAUUAAGGCGUGCGGCUAAUCACUAACGGGUAACUCGCAGCCGUGGUGCUUGCACGGGUUCAAGGUGGGUUUGGGUGGAAAAGGCGUGGAAGGGGCUCGCUGGUGGGUGGCUGGGUCCCAACGGGCUCGUCCUGGGGGGCUGCUCACAGGGUCGUGUCACGGGGCUGGGGAGCUGCCCUGGGAGGGGAUGGGGUGCUGAGCUGGCACUGGGGUGCCCAACCCCUGGGGAAGGGUCUGGGGCCCCUAAUUCCCACCCGCAGCCCCCCAGCCUCCCUCCCCCGGGGUGGAAGACCCCCCUCCCGGCUCGCAGCCAGGACCUCGGUGUGUCCCCACGGGCCGUGGACACGAGUCCAUCCAGGAGGGGAUUACGCCCACGAGCACGGGGGCUCCUGACCCCAAAGCACCGCGGACACCCCGCUCCUGCUGCCAGCUAGGCCCCCACAUAGAGACUGGGGUGUGCGGGGAGGGGCUGCAGAGGGACCCCCCCCCAAUCCAGGUGCUCCCCGGUUUCCCCUGGGUGCUCCCC